Vicia faba (fava bean) is the source of this 270-nucleotide messenger RNA. Lineage: Eukaryota; Viridiplantae; Streptophyta; Magnoliopsida; Fabales; Fabaceae. The record is from the annotation of a GenBank genome assembly.
AUGAGGAUCUACCAGUUGUUGGUCAGUUGUUGGACAGAGCUUCCAAAGUAUUACGAACUACCAAAUGAUGUGGUUAUUGUUCUCAGUUAUUACGGGAACAACAAUUUUGAGGUUGUCGGGUUUAAAGAGAUAACUGCAUUCGAGGAAUUACCAAAUUUUCAUAGUAGGUUCAUCAACCAUAAAGAGAUAUAUGCAUUUGAUGUCGAUCUUUCACCAAUUAGUAUGUCAAUACCAAAAAUAAAAUUGCAGGCAGAGUUUGAAGGUUGUUGA